GGGGGAAUUAUAUAACCCGCAAAGUUGACACUUGGAAAGCUGAACAACAAUGUCAAAAUAACGAGGGUUUAUAGUGUGUGAUUUGCACGACACUGUUAUAAUUGAUACAUUAAGCUAAUGCUUAUCGCAAAACAUUUCGAGGAACAACCCGUAGGACAUGAAAUGCAAGUGUGCUAUUAUCUCGCAUUUUAAAACCUUAUCAGGACCUUCACAAAGAUGCGUCUCUCCAUCGUCAGCCUUGCCAAGCCCAUUCUUCACGGUUACUUCAGAAGUUCUUGUUCUUGGAGGGUCCGCAUCGCUUUUGCUCUCAAAGGGAUUGAAUACGAACAGAUUCCAGUCAAUCUAAUCAAAGAUGGCGGUCAGCAGCUCACAGAUCAAUACAAGGCACUCAACCCCAUGCAACAAGUGCCUGCAGUGGAAAUCGAUGGAAUCACUUUGUCCCAAUCAUUAGCAGUGAUCCAGUACAUCGAUGAGACCAGGCAGGGUCCCAAGCUCCUACCCGCAUGCCCCAAGAAGCGCGCCCAGGUGCGGAUGAUAUGUGACAUCAUUGCCUCUGGGAUCCAGCCUCUUCAGAAUCUGUAUGUGAUCCAGAAGAUCGGAGCAGACAAGGCGCAGUGGGCACAGCAUUUCAUCCAGCGAGGUUUCCAAGCUUUAGAACCCAUCCUUAAAGAAACCGCUGGGACAUACUGCGUAGGAGACGAGAUAUCCAUGGCAGACAUCUGUCUUGUGCCACAAGUCUACAAUGCAGAAAGGUUCAAAGUGGACGUUGGCCAGUUCCCAACGAUUGACCGACUGAACCAAACCUUAGUGGGGGUCGAGGCCUUCAAGUUGAGCCACCCGUCCUGCCAACCCGACACGCCCGCUGACCUGCGUUCUUAGGAUGCAGGACUCAGCUGCAAUUGCAUAUUUGUAGAAUAAAACUAUUUCUCAUAAUUCCUGUG
Molecule: messenger RNA, 941 nt
Organism: Gadus chalcogrammus (walleye pollock)
Lineage: Eukaryota; Metazoa; Chordata; Actinopteri; Gadiformes; Gadidae
Gene: gstz1
Product: glutathione S-transferase zeta 1
Exons: 9
Coding region: 217-879 (220 amino acids)
Biological process (GO): L-phenylalanine catabolic process; glutathione metabolic process
Cellular component (GO): cytoplasm; mitochondrion
Molecular function (GO): maleylacetoacetate isomerase activity; glutathione transferase activity
Source: RefSeq, a predicted model, not a curated record